This is a messenger RNA of Mercurialis annua (annual mercury), 1526 nucleotides long. RefSeq names its product probable aspartic proteinase GIP2. NCBI's taxonomy places the organism in Eukaryota, Viridiplantae, Streptophyta, Magnoliopsida, Malpighiales, Euphorbiaceae. Gene Ontology annotation, molecular function: aspartic-type endopeptidase activity. The transcript has a single exon. Gene Ontology annotation, biological process: proteolysis. Bases 145 to 1491 code for a protein of 448 amino acids. The record is from RefSeq and is a predicted model, not a curated record.
UGUCUGAUAAAUCAUACUCUUCCUCACACGUAUUCAGCUUCUUGCUGUCUUUCUUGACCCAGUCAUUACAAGGUCGUUCAUGGCGGCCACUUCACUUCAUAUAUAACAUCUCCAUAGCCAUGCAGUUUAGCAUACCACUCCACUAUGGCUUCUUUAGCUCCAUUUCUCAUUUUUUCACUCUUCAUUUCCUUAUCUGCAUUAUCCAAUGCUCAAACAACUUCAAAACCCAAAGCCCUACUCCUCCCCAUCACCAAGGACGCCUCUACUCUCCAAUACCUCACCACUCUUAAGCUAGGAACCCCUCUCGUCGAUAAAACCUUCGCCAUCGAUCUCGGAGGCCAGCAUUUAUGGAUGGUCUGCGAAUCUGGAUAUCACUCCUCCACUUACAGGCCCGGUCAUUGCGGCUCUGCGGCAUGCUCCGUCGCUAAAUCCGAGUGCCUUAACUUUUGCUUUAGACCUUCUAAUCCUCCUCCUUCCCCUGGUUGCAACAAUAAUACUUGCAGAGUUUUAUUUAGAAAUCCUUUCUUCGGCGGUGCUGGACAACUUGAAGUUGCGCUUGAUACUAUUUCUCUUAGAUCCACCGAUGGAUCCAAAUCUGGUUCGGAAGUUUCUAUUCCCAAUUUUAUCUUUGCUUGUGCUGAAAAUCAGGAUCUUAACGAUAUUGCUACCGGUGCUAACGGAAUUAUUGGUCUCGGAACGAACAGAGUUGGUUUUCCUUCGCAGCUUUCAUCACUAUUUGGUGGAAGUUUUCGUCGAAAACUCGCGGUUUGCUUACCGUCGACUUCUAAAUCCAACGGAGUAAUGUUCUUCGGUGACUCUCCAUAUAAUUUCUACCCAGGCUAUAACACAUCAAAAGUCAUUGACGUAUCGUCAAGAUUUAUGUUCACUAAACUUUACACCAAUUUUCAAAGAACAGCAUCUCCCAGGGUCCAAGGAGAACAAUUGCUAGAGUAUUUCGUCAAGAUUACAUCAAUUCUAGUAGACGAACAUCCGAUUCCGAUAAACACAUCGCUGCUCGAGUUCCGCCGGACCGGUAUCGGUGGCUCGAAAAUAACGACAGUAAGUCCCUACACAAUUCUUGAAUCUUCUAUUUAUGACUCUCUAGUUAAGGCCUUUGAUAAAGAGAUGAUUGCAACUUGGAAAGUCAAGAAAGUUGAACCAAUAGCCCCAUUUACCGAUUGCUACACUAGAGGAAACUUGGGAAUGUCACUACUCGGGCUCGGUGUUCCCGACAUUAGUUUUGUUUUCGAGAACAAUAAGGAUGCGAUUUGGGAAAUGCAUGGAGCAAAUUCAAUGGUGGAGAUGGGUAAUGAUGUGGCUUGUCUUGGGUUUUUGAGGGUGGUUUCUGAUACAGGGACGGGGUCAUCGAUAGAAAUCGGAGGGCAUCAAUUACAGGACAACCUUGUUCAGUUUGAUCUUGCUGCUUCAAGAAUGGCAUUUACUAAUACACUUCUGUGGGAAGAAGUUGAAUGUUCUAAUUUCAAAUUUUGAAUGUGAUUAUUUAUCUAGCUUGCUAGAGCUCAUAU